Molecule: messenger RNA, 1991 nt
Organism: Thermothelomyces thermophilus ATCC 42464
Lineage: Eukaryota; Fungi; Ascomycota; Sordariomycetes; Sordariales; Chaetomiaceae
Exons: 4
Coding region: 33-1970 (645 amino acids)
Biological process (GO): regulation of transcription by RNA polymerase II
Cellular component (GO): transcription regulator complex; PcG protein complex
Molecular function (GO): RNA polymerase II cis-regulatory region sequence-specific DNA binding; DNA-binding transcription factor activity, RNA polymerase II-specific
Source: RefSeq, a predicted model, not a curated record
CGGCCGUCGUCUACGCGCACGGUUGCUUUGCCAUGGAUGGCCAUCCCGACCAGGAAGAUCGUCAUUCUGGAUCCGGAGACGCCUUUCAUCGACACUCGCACAGCAGCGCCGACCACCUCGCUCUUGACUUCUCCUCCAUGAUGCACACCCAGCUCGCGGCAGGCCACCAGGCUCAGAGCAGCGAGGCUUCGGCCGCCGCUGGUGGCGCCUACGGAUCGCACGAUGACCUCUGCGUCGACCGCUGUAUGGGUGUGGGGCUCUACAACGGCUUUCAGCAGUUCAACCACCGCGGAGCUCCGACGUCCCUCCAGAACCGGUGGGCACGCGACAAUGCCGACGCCGUCUCUCGCUACGGCUUCCAAAUGGGCCUCCACGACGUGCCGAUGCAGUUCCGGCCCGCCGACCUUGCCUCUCCGGCCACCAACUUCUACCAGCAACAGUGGUACGGCCAGCAGCAGCUGACUGGGUGCGUCCCGUGUACCGACGAGGACUGCCGCUCCAUGGCCGGCAGCUGCUGCGACAGCGAGUGCACCAUGACCGACAAGUGCACCAAUGCCGCCUGCGCCGGCACCGAGGACGCCUGCACCGACCAGACUUGUCCCGAGAGGCCCCCCGGCGCGCUCCCGUCCGAGGUUGUCAGCGGCGCGGCCGCUCUCAUCUCCAUCAACCAUGCGCCAGAGGAAACACCCCAUCACCAGUUUGGUAACCUACAGCAGCCAGUCGUGAAUGGUCUGGGCUUCGGCCUAUCCAGUCCGCCCCAGCCAAACUACAUGUUACCUUCCGGCUUCUUACCGGGCCAGCUGGGCAACAUUACCAAUCAUCUGCUGGUAGCCCACGGCGACACAGCUUCGGCCGACUGCACGGGAUCGUGCCCCCUAGCCGACCCUCAGAUCUACCAGUACUGCCAUAUGCCGCUGCUCGAUGGCCCUGCCGCCUUCGGCGCCUUCAACUCCGUCGGCCCGGACUAUCAGCUAAGCAGGGGCUUCGUCGAGUGCGGAGCCCAGAUUCACGACGCCGAGUCCUUCCUCGCACAUUUCAACUCCCAGCACAGACCCUACUUCACCGCCGGCGCGCUGAACAUGCCACGUGCCUCGGUCGAAGCCCAAGACAACGACCAAGUCAUGGCCUCGACCGAGGCCAUGUCUCCCCCGGCCACGCCGCUGGACACGUCGGAUUCUGGCCGGUCGUCGGGGACACCGUCUCCUCUCACCCCCGUCUCAAACAGCGUCGAGGUUACGGACGCCAAACCAGAUAGUUCUCUUCAGUCCCGCAGUGAAUCAGUCACCUCGUCCGCCGACCACUCUUUCGAUCUUCGGGCCGAGGAGGAGCACAGGUGUCUUUGGCGCGACCAAGGGGCCUCGGAUGUCUGUGGGAAACUGUUCGCCGACGCAGAAGAGUUGUUCAAGCACGCGUCCGAGACUCACAUCAAGAAUGCCCAAAAAGGAGCUCAGGGAUUUCGUUGUGGCUGGGACGACUGCCCGCGCAGCGAACCAGGAGCUGCAGGAUUCCCCCAGCGGAGCAAGAUCGAGAGGCACAUGCAAACCCACAUCGGCCACAAGCCCCAUAUAUGUCCCACGUGCAAUAAGGGCUUCUCUGCGAAGCAGGCCCUCACCCAGCAUAUGUUCAUCCACAGCAACGAGAAACCCCUCAUAUGCAAUAUCUGCAACAAGGCAUUCCGAUACCCCAGUGCUCUCACGAUGCAUCAACGAGUUCACUCUGGUCUUAAACCUUUGAAGUGCCCCAUAUGCGGAAAGGGCUUCAGCGAGUCAUCAAACCUAUCCAAACACAAGCGCACCCAUGAGGUCAGAGGCCGCUUCACGUGCGCCGUACCAGGAUGCGAUCGAAACUUUCACCGUCAGGACCAGCUGCGACGGCAUAUGAAGACACACCAGAAGGAGGGAGAUAGUAGACAGGUGACAAGUUCGACAGCCAGCGUCGACGGCGUCUUCGAGCAACCCCCACAGAGCUGAACAAGGACCCGGCGUUUUUCC